AUGCAGGGACUCAAACCACCUAGUCCUAGUCCUAAGCAGCUCAAGAAUGAAGAGGCACUGACCAAAUAUGCGGUUUUCCUAUGUGGCCUUAUGCUUCUUGUUACUGCCGCUCGUUGGCUGCACAAGUUUUGCAUCAAAUCUCCGCAUCUCAAAAAGCCCGCACCAUCAUCAAACUACGGGCACGAGACGUGUCUUGUGGUCUUCAAAAAUCUUCAAAAACGUGCUCCUUGGAAUUGGUUUGGGCGACCAUCUUUUGGCUUUAUCAUAUUGACCAGCUUCUAUCUUGUCGGCAACAUCGCGUUCUGCUCAAACAUGCUUGCAAUGCCUCAACUCCUGAAUCAUUGGGCCUCUAGGUUUGGAUGGAUGGGUGCUGCCAACAUGGUACUUUGCGUCUUCUUUGGACUCAAAAACACGCCGCUGGGUCCGUUAGCAGCCGUUUCGCAUAGCCAGCUGAAUGUUCUCCAUCGAAUAGUGGGCUAUACAACUGUAUUACUUGUGUUAAUUCACGCUGCUGUGUACACGAUACACUUUGGACGCCAAGGCCGCUUAAUGCAGUUGCUCAAGAUGGAGGACAUCGCAGGCAUAGGGGCUGGUGCUGCUAUGCUGGUCUUGCUAAUGGGUAUUUUCAGACACAAGCGCUACGAGCUAUUCUAUGUCAGCCAUAUUAUUGGAUUUCUGUCCGUUGUCCUCUUAACAGCACUGCAUAGGCCAAACUGGGCAAAAAAGAUCCCAGUGGUUAUGCUUGUUGUUUUUAGCAUGUGGAUGCUGGAUCGUCUUAUUCGAUUGAUCGUAAUUCUAAGCAAUCUUGUCAACAACUCGGCUACAUUCCAUCCCCUUGCUGAUGGAGGAACACGAGUGAUGCUUAAGAAACCUGGCACAGAAGCUGCUUUGCCGGGAUCUCAUUGCUUCUUUUGGAUCCCAAGACUUCGAGCCUACGAGAGCCAUCCAUUUACUAUUGUCAGUAACGAUUCCUCUGGUCUGGAACUCGUGAUGAAGUCGCACGAGGGCUUUACGAAAGCUGUUGAGAGCUUUGCAAUUCAACAUCCUGGUUCUACUCUGUGGGCCUCUAUUGAUGGUCCAUAUGGGUCACUACCAGACAUGAACCACUACGAUAAGUUGAUCCUUGUUGCUGGUGGAAGCGGAGCUGCAUUCACCUUUGGGUUUGUGAAUCGGCUCAUGAUGCAGCCUCAGAGAGUAGCACUUCAAUCUAUUGAAUUUAUAUGGGCUGUGAGGCGCAAAGAGCAUUUAAACUGGUUUCACCGCCACUUGUUAAAUAUCACAAAGGCUGGAUACCCUCUAAGCGUGAAGAUUUAUGUCACGGAUGAAAAAUCACGAGGUAGCUCAACUGCAAUAACUCCUACAGCCACAGCAUGCCAACCAGUUACAGGAGAAGUAGAGAGCGAAGGGUUACUAACAGAUAGUGCACUUAAUUAUGGCACUGCUUCUGAGAUGGGCAACACAGGUGAUUUAUUUCAACAAACCACCUCUGACGAUCAGAUAUCCGACCUUAAAUUUGAGAAGGUUGAUAUUGAUGUUGUAAUCAGCAAAUCCUUGGAAGGGGCUGGACGUCACCAACGGGUACUCGUUGCGUCUUGUGGACCCAAGUCGCUCAUGGACGACGUGGUGGAUUCAGCACAUAAAUGGCAGAAUAAGCGAGGUCUUAGAAUAGAUGUUCACUGUGAAGACUUCGACGGUUGA
Messenger RNA from Fusarium sp. VM40, 1698 nucleotides. The record is from the annotation of a GenBank genome assembly. NCBI's taxonomy places the organism in Eukaryota, Fungi, Ascomycota, Sordariomycetes, Hypocreales, Nectriaceae.